Lecanosticta acicola is the source of this 574-nucleotide messenger RNA. The record is from the annotation of a GenBank genome assembly. Lineage: Eukaryota; Fungi; Ascomycota; Dothideomycetes; Mycosphaerellales; Mycosphaerellaceae.
AUGUCUUCCACCAUUCCCCACUCCACCACCGUCCUCGAGAGCUGUGUGAUCCGCGCCCCUCUCGCUCACGUAUGGCACCAGAUCAAGCUUGAGCACUUCGACAAGUUCUGGUCUGCCAUCUCCAAGGCCGAGUAUGUCAAGGGUGCGAGCAACGAUGUCGACGUGGUGAACUGGACCUUCAAGGACGGUACCGUCUUGCAGGUGAAGCAGGAGGAGCACAGCGUGAGUUGCGGAAAAAUAGAAGAAGCGAUGAUGUGAAGGAGUAUUGAUUGGAUCUUGAACAGACUAUCAACCACUACAUCACCUACAGUGUGAUCUCUUCGCAGCCGGAAUUGAGCUACUCCUCUGCCUUGAGCACAAUCCGCUGCUACCCCAUCACGUCCGGUGAGCUGGAGGGUUCGACCAUGGUUGAGUGGUCCGGAAACGUUAGUUCUUCGACGACUCUUUGAUGGUUUAUUAUGCUAACACAAUAUUCUAGUUCUCUUCCGACGCCGACGCCGGUGUCAUCCAGGAUGCCAAGUUCAAGCGCCGCGAGGCUCUCGCCGACCUGGCCAAGACUGCUGCGAAGAAUUAG